CAUAAAAUGUGAUAGCUGUGUAUUAGUCAUCCAGCUUUAACGGCCAAAGAACUGCACCUGUUUCCCCUCCUUGCCGUUUCUGACUGCUCCUAGUUUGUAAUUACUAAUCCGUAAUUAAUCGUCACAUAGCGGCCGCAGCGUCAUAGUGCAAUGGAUGGACAGGAAGAGCCGGAAGCUAAAAUUGACCACGUUAAGGUGCGCUUGGCGGCCAUUGAGAAUAAUCGACUACUGCUCAACAAUGCGCAUCUCCUGGCUAACCGUCUCUCCGAACCGGACGUUAAAGAUAAGCAUGUCUUUACGCUGGGAAUUGCCGGGAAAUUUCGCGAGGGCAAAUCCACCAUGCUCAACAUUAUAUACAGAUACCUACAACGUUUGAUGCGAAUCGAUGAUGCCAGCGCCAUGGAGGUCUCGUCGUGGCUGUAUGAGAAUUACGCCGUUGAGGACAGUUUCGAGACAUCCGCCGCCAUGGAAGGUUGCACCCAGGGCAUCUGGGUUAAUCUGCAUCCAGUCAUCGUUAAAACAACAUCGGGUGAGGAGUAUGCCGUAUUCCUGUUAGAUACACAGGGUCUUUUUGAUCCGGAGAGUUCAGCCGAUACAGACAGCCUCCUGUUUCAACUGACAAUGCGAUUAUGCUGCGUUACGAUUUUCAAUGUGUUUCGGAGUCUGGAGCGGGAACAAAUAAAUUUCCUGGCGAGCUUUGCCAAGCUGAUAACAGGCGAUCAGAGUCACGAUGCGUUGUCACGCGAUUUAAUCAUUCUACUGCGGGACGCGUCGCUUGGCGGAGAAUAUUAUGGUUGGGCGGCGGGAGCGGAAUACCUAAAGAAAGCGCUCAGUUUCACGGAUCAUUCCGCUGAAAACGAGCUAAUGCGCGCGUAUCGGUCGAUUGAGUGUUUCCGCAUGCCGAAGAUCGCUGCCGAUCCAAAUGACCCGGACUUCCGUGUCACUGAAGAGUAUGUCAGUCCAAAAUUUGCGCAGUUUGCCAAGGAGUUCCUCGAGCGUGUGGUAUCCGGAACAUAUAUGCGUCCUUUUCAGUUCGCCCCUGGAGUUGCAGCGAACGCCGGCGGUUUUGCUUCUGAACUGAGAAAAAUCCAUUUUGCACGCCUGAGAGACAUUUUUGGACCGGAAAAAAUAGGCGGUCUCAAUAAUGGUCUGAAGAACAUAGAGCAGACGGAAAUGCGGCAGAAGAAGGAGUCCGCGUUCAAGCGCUAUGUGGGGGGCAUGGAAAAGGCACUUGAGAAUGGUCCACUGCCGGUCAAACAACUACUGCAGCUGCACAACGAACUGCGGCAGUCAUGCCUGAAAGGGCCGGGACAGGACUUCCUGUCACGCGACUGGAAGGAAGCCGCACCCUGGAUCCGGGCGCUGGAAGAGGAGAUCGACGUGGAAUUCCGGCGUCUUCAAGCCAGGAAUGCAUCGCAGCAGGAAACAGAAGAUUCCCACCAGCAGGCCCUGGAACGCGCCGACGCCCAUAAGAAGCAGCUGGAAGAGGCCGUCGAACGACAACGCCACCAGCAUGCCGACCAGAUGGAGAACAUGAAACGGCAACUAGAGGAUCAACGGCGCCAGGCCCAAGCGGCACUGCGGGAUAUGGAGCAGCGGCGGGAAGCGCUGCGGCAGCAAUACGAUAUGGAGCGACAGCAGCAGGAAGAGAGGCUAAAACGGCAGCGAGAACAGCUGCGUAACUUACGAUGAUGCUCCAUAGGAGGAGCAAAGCAAUUUACUAUUGCGCGACGUGUGUGUACCUUUGGGAUGUUUUUUAUACGUAUGGGUAUCGUACGGUUGACUGCACUGAGAUAAAUUAAUUAGCUACGUCACUGACAUAAUAUUGUACUUCUGAUGCUAAGAGAUUCUAAGAAAACAAACGAUGCACCGCUCAAACAAUGCAGCGGUAAGAACUUUAUUAGUACACACUGAACAGUAAAGUCAGACUGCA
Messenger RNA from Paramacrobiotus metropolitanus, 1933 nucleotides. Its product is annotated as atlastin-3-like. The transcript has 11 exons. Gene Ontology annotation, molecular function: GTP binding; GTPase activity. The coding region runs from base 151 to 1692 and encodes 513 amino acids. NCBI's taxonomy places the organism in Eukaryota, Metazoa, Tardigrada, Eutardigrada, Parachela, Macrobiotidae. The record is from RefSeq and is a predicted model, not a curated record.